AACAAUAAAAUUUGAUUUUUCAAAUUCCGUCUGCUCGAGCCGGAUCUUGUCCUUAUCCGCAAUGUCUCGGAGUUGUUUUUCACGAAAUCAUCCUGAAUUAAAUCCACAAGGAGAUUGAAAGAAUAUAGUCUGAGCAAAAUUCAAUCAUUUUCUCCUAAAAUGCCAGCACAUCUUAGACAAUAAGUCGAAUUUGGAUGAGUUUGGAUUGAUAGUGACAGGUGUGCGUCGGUUUACCAAGGAUACCAGUGACGCUUUGACGAGCCAGCGCUGGCGUGAUGAUGGCCAGCCCCGCGAGUUCGAACAGAAGCAUGAAUACCUCGGUCCCACUUGUCAAGUUUGGUGUUGUUUGGUUCACUUUCCUCGCAGGAACGCUUGUUUUCCUCCCUAUUACAGCAGGUCAGUCCUGUGGUGGAUCGGGUAUUCUCAGUGAAGUGGAGUGUGCUGAUGGUAGCUGUGUUUUUAGUUUCUAUAUCUGCGAUGGUAUAUCCGACUGUCCUGAUGGCUCUGAUGAGAGUGAAGCUACUUGCAAUGAUGAUGUUUCUGCUUGUGAUAGUAACCCAUGCAUGAAUGGAGGCACAUGCACAUCAGUGGAUAGAACAAGCAGUAAGGUUGCCUAUUAUAAUUGUGAUUGCCCAUCAAGCACACGCGGUGACCAAUGCGAGAUUGUUGUCACCACCCAGCCAACAACAGAGUCUACCACGCAAACCACAACAUUGCAGACAGAGGAAGCCACAACACUGCUUCCACAAACAACAGUUAUUGCUACAACGGAAGCAGUGACAACACGCCAGUCUACAACUAUUGAGUUGAUUGAAACCACGAGGGCAACAACUCAAAGUUCUACCCCACCGUCGCAAUCUACAACCUCUCCCACGUCCACUAUGCAGAAUACACCAACAACAAUCUUGCCACAGGUCACAACACAGGCUCCUACUCCUACCACACAGCAAACAUCUGCUCAAUCCACGGCUCAGACAACAUUGGUGGAUUCAUCUACUGCAACGUUGUCUACAACAUCAGGGAGCACAACGUGUGAGGUGCUUGAUUGCCAGAAUGGAGCAACAUGUAUACAGAUUGGUGUUAUGGCAGUGUGUAGCUGUUCAGAUGGAUUUGAAGGUCGAAGAUGUGAGACUAAUAUUAAUGAGUGUUCCAGUGAUCCAUGUGAGAAUGGGUCUGAAUGUCAAGACAACAUUGAUUCGUUCACAUGUGUUUGUUCUCCUGGUUUCUUUGGUACAUUAUGUUCCUUUGAGAUCAAUGAAUGCAAUCCUGACCCAUGUGUGAAUGGAGCAACCUGUAUAGAUGGUAUAGCAACGUAUCAGUGUAACUGUGUUAGUGGUUACACUGGUGAGAAUUGUGAGACUGAAAUCGACGAGUGCGACAGCAUACCCUGCAAGAACGGAGGUGAAUGCAGAGAUGAAUUGAAUGGAUACAGCUGUGACUGCGUUGAUGGAUUCAGUGGUAUUAACUGUGAGGAAGAUGGCAAUCAGUGCAGCAGUAACCCUUGUCAGAAUGGUGCAACCUGUGUGGAUCUUAUCAGGGCGUAUCAGUGUGUUUGUGUAACCGGCACCAGAGGAUCCAAUUGUGAGAUUGAUGAGUUUGACGAGUGCAUCAGUGAUCCAUGCCAGAACCAAGGAACCUGCAUCAAUGGGAUCAAUGAAUACAGGUGUAACUGCAGUGAAGGCUGGUUUGGAAUGAACUGUGAAUUGGAUGGCGAUCAAUGUGAUUCUGACCCCUGUCUCAAUGAAGCAACCUGCGUGGAUGAUAUCAUGUCCUAUACCUGUCAAUGUCCUCCAGGAUUUACAGGUACAAACUGUGAACAGGACAUCAAUGAAUGCUCCAGUUCACCCUGUAGUGCUGGCUCAACAUGUGAGGAUCAAAUCAAUGGAUACCAGUGCAUUUGCCUUCCAGGAUUUACUGGUCUGAUAUGUGAUAUAGACAUUGACGAAUGUUCAAGCGUACCAUGUGUGAACGGAGCCACCUGUCAGGAUGUAAUAGAUGGCUAUGAAUGCACCUGUGUACCCGGUUACACUAAUGUAAACUGUCAGGAUGAGAUUGAUGAAUGUCUUCCACAACCAUGCAGCAAUGAUUCAACAUGUCGAGACGUCGUCAAUGGAUUUGUCUGUGACUGUUUCCCUGGAUUUACUGGUCGGCUCUGUGAGACAAACAUCAAUGAGUGUUUAAGUAACCCCUGCAGCAAUGGUGCCACCUGCAUGGAUGACAUUAAUGGUUAUGUCUGUCACUGUGCAGCGGGGUAUGAAGGAGAAAGAUGCGAGACGGAGAUAGAUGAAUGUCAGAGCAACCCUUGUCUUAAUGGAGCUUCCUGUCGGGAUGAGUUUGAUUUGUACAUUUGUGAAUGCAUAGAGGGAUACACAGGGACUAACUGUGAGACAGAUAUUGAUGAUUGUAUCAGUGACGACUGUGAGAAUGGAGCAAGCUGCGUUGACGAGGUGAAUGGAUACAGCUGUAGGUGUGCACCAGGAUUUCAAGGCGAUAGAUGUGAAGCUGACAUUCAAGAGUGUCUUAGUGUACCAUGUCGGAACGGAGCAACCUGCAUUGAUGAGAUCAAUGGCUAUUCCUGUGAAUGCAUGUUUGGAUUCACUGGCAUCCUCUGUGAAACUCAAAUUGAUGAAUGUGCCAGCACUCCAUGUGCAAAUGGAGGCAUCUGUAAUGAUUUGAUAGGAGCCUUCAGUUGCACCUGUGCUGCAGGAUUCAUUGGGGACAGAUGUGAGACGGAAGUACUGGAGUGUGCUAGUACACCAUGCCUGAAUGGGGCUACAUGCAGAGAAGAAAUUGCACGAUACACAUGCACCUGUCCAGUGGGUUUUACUGGUAUUCAUUGUGAAACUGAAAUCGAUGAAUGCGCAAGCUUGCCAUGUCAGAAUGGAGGACAGUGUACUGAUUUGAUUGGUGGGUAUAACUGCUCCUGUCUUCUUGGCUUCUCUGGUGUCAACUGUGAGGUGAACAUCCAGGAGUGUGACAGUGAUCCUUGCCAGAAUGGUGCUUCAUGUGUAGACCAGAUUGGCAGAUACAACUGCCGAUGUGUUGAAGGAUUCCAAGGAACAGAAUGUGAGAUCAAUAUUGAUGAAUGCAGUAGUGGACCUUGUCAAAACCAAGCAACAUGUGUUGAUCUUGUCAAUUCUUACAGAUGUGACUGUCUCCCAGGCUACACAGGGAACCAAUGUGAAAUCGAUGUUGACGAAUGUGAUGAUGAUCCUUGUGAAAAUGGAGCAACUUGCAUGGACUUUGUCAAUCUCUUUUUAUGUGUAUGUCUUCCAGGAUACACUGAUCCGACAUGUUCCACAAUUAUCAACGAAUGUGAUAGCGACCCUUGCCAGAAUGGUGCCCCAUGUAUUGAUCUGAUAGCAAGUUAUACUUGUGAAUGCUUGCCAGGUUUUCAGGGUAUCAACUGCGAAGCAGAUAUUGAAGAAUGUGCUAGUGAUCCUUGUCGAAAUGGGGCAACUUGCGAAGAAGGAGUAAAUGGAUAUAACUGUUCUUGCAUCGAAGGAUUUACUGGAACAUUCUGCGAGGUGAAUGUUGAUGAGUGUUCCAGCAACCCAUGCUCGAAUGAAGCUACCUGCAGUGACCUUGUCAACUCUUAUCGUUGCCUUUGCCCUCCAGGUUUCCAAGGCUCUGAGUGCAGCACUGAAAUUGAAGAGUGUUCCAGUGAUCCUUGUCAAAAUGGAGCCACUUGUUUGGAAGAGAUUGCACGCUACAUCUGCGUUUGUGCCUCAGGGUACACAGGUGUACACUGUGAGUUUGAAAUUGAUGAAUGUGCUUCAAGUCCCUGCAUGAAUGGAGGACAGUGUACAGACCUGUUGAACCAGUUUCAGUGUGAAUGCUUACCUGGUUUUGAAGGAGAGCGUUGCGAAACAAACAUUAAUGACUGCGCCAUUGGUCCCUGCUUAAAUGGAGCCGAGUGUCGAGACAUGAUCAAUCAGUAUACAUGCAUCUGUCUGAAUGGGUUUACAGGGACCAACUGUGAAGCUGAUAUAGAUGAAUGUGAUAGUGAUCCAUGCAUUAAUGGAGUUUGUCUGGAUAGGAUUGGACAGUUCUUGUGCAACUGCACACUUGGAUAUCAAGGUGACACAUGUGAAAUAGAAACAGAUGAGUGUGCCUCGAACCCGUGUAUGAGAGGUUCAUGCAUAGAUUUUAUAGGUCGCUACGAAUGCCAAUGUGAAGCUGGAUACUCUGGAAGAAACUGUGAUUUAGAAAUUAAUGAAUGUUCAAGCAGUCCCUGUUUGAAUGAUGCAACAUGUCAAGACUUGGUCAACACUUAUAAUUGUAUCUGUGCACCAGGAUUCUUUGGGACUACAUGUGCCAAUGAGAUCAAUGAGUGUGGAAGUUCACCAUGCCAGAAUGGAGCCAACUGUACUGAUAUGAUAGCGGGUUAUGUUUGUGAAUGUCCCAAAGGCUACGAGGGUGCAAACUGUGAACUUGACAGAGAUGAGUGUUCAUCAAAUCCAUGUCUGAAUGGAGCCAUCUGCCAAGACUACUUGAAUGGAUAUCAGUGCCAAUGUGCAGCAGGGUUUCAAGGUAUCCUCUGUGAAGACAACAUUGAUGAGUGCUUCAGCCAGCCUUGUAGGAAUGGUGCCACGUGCGAGGAUGAGGUGAAUGGUUUUAGAUGUGUUUGUCCAGUUGGAUACACUGGUUCUGUCUGUGAUGAUGAUCUGGAUGAAUGUGCAAGUAACCCAUGCCUCAAUGGAGCAUCCUGUACUGACCUUCUUGCAGGCUAUACAUGCCAAUGUGCUCAAGGAUUCUCUGGAAUAUUUUGUGCUCAAAACAUUGAUGAGUGCGAUUCCAACCCUUGCCAGAACGGAGCAGCGUGUGUAGAUGGUGUUGCAGGUUUCACAUGCACCUGUUUACCUGGCUACACAGGGUCAUUCUGUGAGGCAGAGAUUGAUGAAUGUGAAAGUGAUCCUUGUCUGAAUGGGGCAUCCUGCCAAGAAGGUCUUGCUGGCUAUGCCUGUCACUGUACCUCUGGAUUUCUAGGGGACCACUGUGAAAUCAAUAUCGAUGAAUGUUUAUCAAGUCCAUGUAUGAAUAAUGCCACCUGCCGAGAUGCAGCUAAUGGAUUCAUCUGCUCAUGCCUUCCUGGAUAUCAAGGAGUAAGAUGUGAACUUGACAUUGACGAAUGCCAGAGUAACCCUUGUGAAAAUGGAGCCUCCUGUGAGGAUUUCGUCAACCGCUAUCAGUGCAGCUGUGCUGAUGGUUUUGAAGGAAUGACUUGUGAAAUUAAUCAAGAUGAGUGCGAGAGCAGUCCUUGUCUAAAUGGAGGACUUUGCAUAGAUGGGAUCAAUUCUUUUACAUGUAGCUGCAGCCCAGGUUACACAGGCGUCACUUGUGCUUUGGAAGCAGACGAAUGUGAAAGCUCACCAUGUGUAAACGGUGCCAGCUGUAGAGAUCAGUUCAAUGGAUAUGAGUGUCUGUGCCUGGAUGGGUAUGAAGGAGCAGAAUGCCAGAUUGAUAUCGACGAAUGUGGAAGCUUUCCAUGUAUGAAUGGAGCAACGUGUGUGGAUCUCAUCAACCGCUAUGUGUGCGAAUGUGCAACAGGAUUCGAAGGAGUCCAUUGUGAGACUGAGAUAGAUGAAUGCGCCAGCGGGCCAUGUAUGAACGGAGCAUCAUGCAUUGAUGGUAUCGGUGGUUAUCAAUGUCAGUGUGUUUCUGGCUAUACUGGUAGAAACUGUCAAUCGGAGAUCACAGAAUGUUCCAGUAUACCCUGUCAGAAUGGAGGGAACUGUACGGAUCUCAUCAAUGGCUAUGAGUGUUCAUGUCUGCCAGGUUUCCAAGGUAUACACUGUGAGAUCAACAUAGAUGAAUGCUCUUCGGAUCCAUGUGUGAACGGCGCCACCUGUCUGGAUGGCAUAGAUGGAUACACUUGUGAAUGUGCUCUGGGAUAUGAAGGUUCACAUUGUGAGACAGAAACAGAUGAAUGUUUGAGUAUUCCCUGCAUGAAUGGAGGGCUUUGUACUGAUCUCAUUGCCGGGUAUAACUGCUCGUGUUUGGCUGGAUUCCGUGGAGUAACCUGCGAGGUUAAUAUUGAUGAGUGUGCCAGUUUGCCUUGCCUCAACCAAGGUGAUUGUAUAGACUUGGUGGAUUCCUACGAGUGUAACUGUACCGGUGGUUUCUUCGGUACACACUGUGAGUUGGAUGGUGAUCAAUGUGAAGGUUCACCUUGUCUUAAUGGUGGAACCUGUCAAGACCUAGUCCUGGACUAUCAGUGUACCUGUCUUGAUGGACUAUCGGGAAGAAACUGCGAAGUAGAUCUGAUUGAUGAGUGCCAAAGCUCGCCGUGUCAAAAUGAAGGUGUUUGUAUAAACCUGGUAGGAGGGUACGAAUGUGACUGUGUGGGACCAUGGUUUGGUGAUCACUGUGAGCUUGAUGGAGAUCAGUGUGUUUCCUCACCAUGUCAGAACGGGGCAACUUGUUUAGAUGGCACUCUGUCCUUUCUAUGCAGAUGCGUGGAUGGAUAUUCAGGUAUCUUUUGUGAGACUGAGAUUGAUGAAUGUGCCAGCCAACCAUGCCAAAACGGCGCUACAUGCAAUGAUGUCAUCAAUGGAUAUACAUGUGAUUGUAUACCAGGGUACACAGGGGUUACCUGCAAUGUAGACAUCGAUGAGUGUGCUGGCAUGCCAUGCCGUAACGGUGCUACCUGUCAAGACCUCGUCAACAACUACACCUGCAACUGUCUUGGAGGCUACACAGGGUUGAACUGUCAAGUCAACAUAGACGACUGUGAGGAUAAUGAGUGUGAGAACGGGGCCAUGUGCAUGGAUGGUAUUCAAACCUACAUGUGUCUGUGUCAGCCAGGAUUCAGCGGUGAUCUAUGUCAGACAGACUUGGAUGAAUGCCAGAGCAACCCUUGUCAGAACAGCGCCCCCUGUGUUGACCUUAUCAAUGAGUUCUUGUGCGAUUGUCCCGCAGGUUACAAUGGUAGUCUGUGUGAGAUUGAGAUUGAUGAAUGCAGAUCUGAUCCUUGCCUCAAUGGUGCAACUUGCACGGAUGCCAUCAAUGGCUUCUUCUGUGAUUGUGCUUCUGGGUUUGAAGGCCUCACUUGCAGCAUAGAGAUUGAUGAAUGCAGUAGCAACCCAUGCUUGUUUAAUGGCAUCUGUAUGGAUCUGAUAGAUGGGUAUAACUGUAGCUGUUCACCUGGUUAUUCUGGCUUACGCUGUGAAACAGAGAUCAGAGAAUGCGCUAGUAAUCCUUGUCAGAACUCAUCUCCAUGUCUUGAUCUCAUCAAUGCAUAUUUCUGUAACUGCACAGCUGGGUAUGAGGGUGCUAAUUGUGAACAGGAAAUAGAUGAAUGUGCAGCCAACCCAUGCCUGAAUGAUGCUACCUGCAUAGACCUCCUCAACGGAUAUCGAUGUGAGUGCAGCGAGCAGUUCAGUGGGGCCACUUGUGAGAUAUUCAUUGACGCUUGCUCCUCCAAUCCUUGUAAGAACGAUGGGUCCUGUACCAACACCGGUGAUGGUCAGUUCUUCUGUACCUGUAUGCCUGGAUAUACUGGCAAUCUAUGUGAGGAAGAGAUCAUAGAGUGUGCCAGCAACCCUUGUCAAAAUGGAGCCACCUGUGUGGACAGAGUCAAUGGAUACACAUGCAACUGUGUGGCUGGGUUUACAGGUUCUAAUUGCCAGAUCAACAUUGAUGAAUGCAGCUCCAAUCCUUGUCUUUCUGACGGUACCUGUGCAGACGGGAUUAAUGGUUAUGUUUGUAGUUGCCAUAGCGAUAGAGCCGGUCUACGAUGUGAGUUUGAAUCCACGUGUAUCAACAAUCCCUGUUUGAAUGGAGCUCAAUGUAGUGACCCUCCGGGGGGUAUUGGUGACCCGAUCUGUGACUGUAUUCUUGGCUUUGAAGGAAGUCUGUGUGAAAUUAAUAUUGAUGAAUGCGCAUCGGGCCCAUGUCAGUUUGGUACUUGUGUAGAUGGUGUUGAUACUUACAGCUGUGAUUGUAACUUUGGGUAUACAGGACCUACUUGUAAUGAGAUUCUUCAAGUAUGUGACUCCAAUCCAUGUAAGAACAAUGCAUACUGCUGUCAGAUGGGAAAGGUUGGAUGCCCUCCCAACAUAGCUCCAGGAUUCUUCCAAUGCUACUGUGCCAAUGGCUACACAGGGAACUUCUGUCAAACGGAAGUUGACCUUUGCUCAGGUUCACCAUGUGCCAACAAUGGACAGUGUAUCAACAUGGCAUCAGGGUUUGAAUGUGAAUGUCGCACAGGGUACACCGGAGAGCUCUGUGAGACUGAUUUGCCCUGCACCCCUGAUCCAUGUGUGUUCGGUCGCUGCCAGUCUUUAGGUAGCGAUUACCAGUGCCUUUGUGAUGAAGGGUACACAGGAAGAGACUGUGAUGAGGAGAUUCAAGCAUGUGAUAGCUCACCAUGUCUUCAAGGGGGUGAAUGUGUACCUCAGGGGUCUGACUUCACAUGCCAAUGUCCUGAAUUCUACACGGGUCAAUUCUGUGAAACUGUCAUCACCCCUUGCGAUAGCAGCCCGUGCGUCAAUGGACUCUGUAACAAUGUGAACAAUACCGCAUAUACAUGUAGCUGUUACUCAGGAUUCACUGGACCGCAGUGUGAGAGGCGUAUACUACCUUGCGACAUUGAGCCAUGUGUUAAUGGUGUUUGUGUUAACCUUGUCAAUACCUAUAGAUGUGAUUGUGAAGAAGGCUUCCGAGGUUUGAACUGUUCGGUGAAGAUACUUCCUUGUGACAGUAAUCCCUGCAUCUUCGGAGACUGCAUGAAUGUCAAUGAUACACAUUUCACCUGCAUGUGUGAUAAUGGUUUUACUGGAUUUAGUUGUGAAUCAACUAUCCCUCCAUUCCCUUGUGAUAGCAACCCAUGUAUGAAUGGAGCCACGUGCAGCAAUGACGGAUUCAUUUCUUUCACUUGCGAAUGUUCAGAUAGAUUUGAAGGCGACAUGUGUGAAAAUGCCAUUCCGUUACCCUGUGAAAGUGACCCCUGUCUGAAUAGUGCAACGUGUGUAAAUGACCUUGAGGAUUAUUCUUACAGAUGUGAAUGCCCAUUUGGAUUCAAUGGUGAUGACUGUGGCAACAGGAUUCCAUUCCCAUGUGAAAGCUUCCCAUGUGCUAAUGGUGCUACCUGCUUCAAUGAUGGGUUCUCAGACUAUCGUUGUGUUUGUAGUGAAGGUUUCACGGGACGCAAUUGUGACACAAGGAUUCCAUUUCCUUGUGAAAGCAACCCUUGUCUAAAUGGAGCAACUUGCUCGAAUGACAAUCGUGCAUCAUAUACAUGUAAUUGUCCUGUUGGUUUUGAAGGCACGCGGUGUGAAACAAGGAUUCCUCUGCCAUGUGAAAGUGACCCUUGCCAAAAUGAAGCUGAAUGCCAGAACAACAAUUAUGACUCCUUCUCAUGUGAAUGUGCAGAAGGAUUCACAGGCACAUUUUGUGAGACUGCUAUUCCUCUUCCUUGCUCUAGCAAUCCUUGUGAGAACAAUGCAAACUGUACAGACUUUGGAUUCAUCUCAUACAGUUGUGAGUGUCCGGAGGGCUUCAGUGGUGAGCGCUGUCAGAGAGUGAUACCAAGACCUUGUGAGAGCAACCCUUGUAGCAAUGAAGCAACCUGCAUUGAUCAAGGAUUCACCUCCUUCACUUGCCAAUGUACACCAGAUUUUACAGGUUCUCUUUGUUCCACACCAUUACCCUGCCUCAGUGAACCUUGUCAGAAUGGUGGUACGUGCAUCAACCAAGGUUUUGAGUCAUUCUCUUGCCAAUGCUCCCAGGAUUUUACAGGAGAUUUGUGUGAAAAUCCAGCCCCUUGCCUGAGUAAUCCUUGCAGAAAUGGGGCGACUUGUUUGAAUACUGGAGAUGAGAGCUUUUCUUGCCAAUGUCCACCAGACUAUUCUGGCUUGUUUUGUGAGACCCCAGCUCCAUGUCUGAGCGAUCCAUGUCAGAACUUAGCACCCUGUCUCAACAGCUUGGACUUUACAUCUUUCACGUGUCAAUGUACAUCAGAAUACACUGGAGCCACUUGCGAGACGCCAGCACCUUGUCUGAGUAACCCAUGCCAGAAUUCGGCAACAUGCUCCAAUAAUGGUUUUGACUCUUACAUCUGUACAUGCCCACCCAGGUUUGAAGGAAAUAGAUGUGAAAGGGAGGUGCCAGAUCCAUGUGAUAGCAACCCAUGCCUCAACGGAGGGUCAUGUAGUGAUGACCUGGAUUCAUUUACCUGCAAUUGUCUGGAAGGUUUCAAUGGUACAACCUGCGCGAAUGUAAUCCCCAGACCUUGUGAUAGCAACCCUUGUUUGAACUCUGCCACGUGCCAAGAUGUUGGAUUUGUAUCUUUUACCUGUCAAUGUUCCCAAGGUUUUGAUGGCACUAGGUGUGAAGUGGAGUUACCUCCGGCAUGUAGCAGCAAUCCUUGUCUGAAUGGUGGAACUUGCAGUGAUGACGGAUCCCAAACAUUUUCGUGUGACUGUCCACCGGGCUUUUUUGGUUUAAGAUGUGAUUUGAAUGACCCAUGUGAUGAUAACCCAUGCUUAUAUGAGGGCAGAUGUACUAGUGAAGGGAAUAAUGUGAUAUGUGACUGCGCACCCGGGCGGACUGGUCCACUGUGCGAAAGUGAAGUAACAUCUUGUGAGCCUAACCCUUGCCUUAAUGAUGGAAUAUGCUUCAGUGAUAUCUUUGGUUUGUAUUGCUUUUGUCCCGAUGGCAUUAGUGGCCUCUGGUGUCAGUUUGCUCCGAGUGUAUGCUAUCCCAACAACCCUUGCCAGAACGGUGCCAUCUGCUAUCCAAAUGGAUCUAAGCCUUAUUGCGAUUGUGAGGAAGGUUUCACAGGACCUCUUUGUGAAGAAAGAGUCAGUGAUUGUGGGCCAUGUGUGAAUGGAGAUUGCGUGACUGGUAUCAAUGGAAAUUUUGAAUGCAGAUGCCCAACGGAAUUCAUCGGUCUUCUCUGUCAGUUUGACAACCCCUGUCUCUUCAACCCCUGUGUGAAUGGAGGCUCCUGUAUGGCCAAUGAGCUUGAUGGAAGCUUUGAAUGUCGGUGUUUAGAAGGGUUCUUGGGAGAUCUAUGUCAAGUCACAGAUCUCUCAGCGUGCGCCAGCAGCCCUUGUCUUAAUGGAGCUACUUGCACGGAUGUAGGGCAAGACAGCUUCCAGUGUACUUGCACCUCAGGAUACACUGGACUUAAUUGUGAUGUAGAGAUCAAUGAAUGUUUGAGCAACCCUUGCCAAAAUGGAGCAGAAUGCAAUGACUUUGUCAGUGGAUACAGGGAAGAAUGA
Molecule: messenger RNA, 11228 nt
Organism: Lytechinus variegatus (green sea urchin)
Lineage: Eukaryota; Metazoa; Echinodermata; Echinoidea; Temnopleuroida; Toxopneustidae
Product: fibrillin-2-like
Exons: 21
Coding region: 276-11228 (3650 amino acids)
Molecular function (GO): calcium ion binding; protein binding
Source: RefSeq, a predicted model, not a curated record